GAAUGCAGGGGCCUGGGCUGGAACUUGCCAUCUGCGGAUGACGGAGGAGUGGGAUGCCUCCUCUAUCGCCCCGCCGGCGUUUUCGGUUUUGAUGGCGCCACGGACUUCUCCCCCAGCCCCCGCUGCUAUCCCUGCAACGGGCGCUCGAUCUCCUUCUCGGGGGGCCGAGCGUGCGAGGUCCCCUCACUCCUCUCCUCCCCCCUGCCCCCUUUCUCCUCUUCCCCCCUUCACGGACAGCAUAAAAGGCGAUGCGCCCCAACCCCCUUCUUUUGGGCGCGCCGAGGGGCCGUUGCUUUUACCGGCACGUCCUCUUGGGUCAUCGCAAAGGCGCCGUCCUAGAUCAGACCCCAUCGAGCUCCCGCCUGAGUCUUCUCUCCAUUCUCCCUCCUUUCGCGGCUCUCGCAGCGGACGGAAGGGGGGGAACUCGUUCGGCAUACUACGCCCUCUUAGGCGUCGAACGAGGGAGUUAGUAAUGACCGCGGGUCAUCGCGCUCUUGCGCGAUGUAAAACGAACGUUUGAGACUCUACCACCCUGUCCAGCCAGACUCCGAUGCCUAAAUGUCAAGGGCACGCGUCGAAAGGAACUCGGGGGGACAGCCAGGCAUGCCUGUGCCUUUGAUAAGUUUCUUGCCCCCAUCUCCCUCCCCCCCCCCUCCUCUUCUUCCAAGCCUUUUCACGUGCUCAAGGCCUCUUCGGCGUGCUUCACGGCCUGGCCACCACGUUGCUUGCUCGCACACCUCUCGUUCGCAGCAUGG
Messenger RNA from Tilletiopsis washingtonensis, 755 nucleotides. RefSeq lists its product as hypothetical. The record is from RefSeq and is a predicted model, not a curated record. The transcript is spliced from 2 exons. The coding region runs from base 38 to 520 and encodes 160 amino acids. Lineage: Eukaryota; Fungi; Basidiomycota; Exobasidiomycetes; Entylomatales.